Messenger RNA from Paramuricea clavata, 855 nucleotides. Lineage: Eukaryota; Metazoa; Cnidaria; Anthozoa; Malacalcyonacea; Plexauridae. The record is from the annotation of a GenBank genome assembly.
UCUUCCUCCUCGUUCCCGGCCGCGAAAGCCAAAUUUCAUUCUUCGGCCGACCGCCUGGAAGUGUUCAUCGACUACUCUAACAAAAUCGACCAAACCCAAUUGCGAGUUGCGGUAGCCAAGGCUACAUCCUCAAAACUCGAAAAUCUUGUGGAAACCGUCGUCAAAAAUUACGAAACUUUUUGCGAAACAUUUCCAGCAAUUACGGAUGAGACAAUUUCGGAAGAUAUUACUUUAGCUUCAAAAAGAUCUUCAGAUCUUCUAUCCCGUUCAGACACUCUUUCUGUGGUCCUCAACACGGCGAUAAUAGGCGAAUCUUCCCUCUCUCACAAGGAUGAAACUACAAAAAAAGCGAAAUUACCAAAAGUCGAGAUGCGUCACUUUGACGAAUGUUACCCAGAGAUUUGGUUCGACGAGGUCGAAAUCCAAAUGAAAGCGGCGCAAAUAUCGGACGAGUUCCACCAGUUCGCUACUUUAACACGUUUCCUCGACUCCAAGCAGUCACUUUUCGUGUCCGGAAUCUUGAGAUCCAAAAAUCCGGCUCCUUAUACUUCUGCGAAGGAAGUUCUCUUACAACAAUAUUCGCUGUCCAAAAUUCAAAAGAUUCGGAAGGCCAUCUUCGAAGAAAAGCGUGGAGGAGAAGAAAAAGCUUCCAAUCUCCUAUCUCGGAUCGAACCACUGCUGAAAGACGUUGGAAACAGUGAUAUUAAGAAAUUCGUGAUUUACCACUCCUUACCGGAAUCUGUUAAAGAACAUGUCGCCCUUAAAUUCGAAGAAUCUUCAGUUCAAGAUUUUACGAAGGCGUGCGAUGCUCUUCUCGACGUUCACACGAACAAGGAUUCAUCCACCGUAGCAGCG